Molecule: messenger RNA, 7454 nt
Organism: Parus major (Great Tit)
Lineage: Eukaryota; Metazoa; Chordata; Aves; Passeriformes; Paridae
Product: regulator of G protein signaling 8
Exons: 7
Coding region: 665-1207 (180 amino acids)
Source: RefSeq, a predicted model, not a curated record
GCCCCCAGAUGCUCCCCGGCAGCCUUUGGCAUCCUCCGCCCGUGCGCCGCGGUCCCCCGUGCCCUCGGGGGGAGAAGCUGGGCUUCUGCUGCCAGAGCCUCUCUGACCGCGCUGUCGGCACAGAAACACCGGCAGAGAGGACGGGUCAAAGGCAUGCCAGCUUUUCCAUGAUGCCUGGCCAGCCACAUCAGCCAUGACCUGGGAUAGGCACAAGAGGUAGUUUGGUCUUCUUAGCGAGCUCAGCCCGCAGCUCUGCCCCCUGAGGAGAGACCUCUGGAUGUGUUGAAGGAUGAGUGGGAUAAUUCCAACUCCUGCUGCUCCCUGGUGAGCUGGGACACCAAACUCGAACCGCUUUAGACCUGAAGUUGGACUUUACCUGCAGUCCUGCUCUUGGAAGGAAAUGUUGUCUCUCCUCUGUGACCACCCCUCAACUCUCAACGUCUUCCACUGAACAAUUGACUUUCCACGCUACGAGGCAAGGAUCAAAUGGGUUGAGGACAACUGGCCCUUCUUGGCUUUGGCAAAGAGGAUUCUUUGGUGCAUUUUUAAGUGCCAGGACAUGAAACAGUAAAUCCCUUCUUCCUGCACUCCUGCCUCCUGCAAGCCAGCCCCGACUGCGGUCCAAGCCAGCCAGUUAAAGGGUUAACCAUAGCUGGAUGCCUGAAUGGCUGCCUUACUGAUCCCACGGAGGAACAGAGGGAUGAGGACUCGCCUGGGCUGCCUGUCUCACAAAUCAGACUCAUAUAAUGAUUUCACAGCUAUUCUUCCGGACAAGCCCAACCGGGCUUUGAAAAGACUGUCAACAGAAGAAGCGACGAGAUGGGCAGAAUCUUUUGAUGUCCUUUUGUCCCAUAAAUAUGGGCUGGCAGCUUUCCGUGCUUUCCUGAAGACGGAGUUCAGCGAGGAGAACCUGGAGUUCUGGCUGGCCUGCGAGGAUUUCAAGAAGACGCGCUCGGCGGCCAAGCUGGCCUCCAAGGCCCAGCGCAUCUUCGAGGAGUUCAUCGACGUGCAGGCCCCUCGGGAGGUGAACAUAGACUUCCAGACUCGGGAGCUGACCAGAAGAAAUGUGCAGGAGCCCUCCCUCUCUUGCUUUGACCAAGCUCAGGGGAAGGUGCACAGCCUGAUGGAGAAAGACUCGUACCCCAGGUUCCUGAGAUCCAAAAUUUACACAGACCUGCUGUCUCAGACCCAGAGGAGGCUCAGCUAGAGCAGCCAUGGGGCCCUCAGAAACCACAACAGCCAAAACCCAUGUCUAAAUGUGAAACUUUCUUGGUGUUAAAAGCAGUGGGAACGGGAAAAGAGGGAGAAGGGGCAGAGGAAGCUUCCAGAGAGUGAUCCAGACGUGGUAUUAAGACUCUUUGGCUUUCUGUGCUUUUGGGUUUAUUUUUGGUUAGCAGUAGCACCUCGCAGUCGUUGCCUCUCUCUAGCACAAACCCAGAACCCUCUCGAGUCAUCUGUGGGCAAGGCAGGUUUCCUUUAAAAUUGCUGGGUUGGUUUGUGUGUAAAUAACACCUUUCCAUCCUCCCACACAUCUCCCUGUCUCUCACCUCUCCUUUGUGCUCAGAAGGGCCCCGAGGGCAGUUCUGACACUUGUGCAGCCACAUCCAGCCCACCUCUCCCAGGGGUCUGGACCCAGAGGCCGAGGGGAGGGAGAGAGGAGACAAAAGCACAGGAUUUAUUCCCUUUCCUGGAGUGGAAACCAUCAGCAAACUCAGCUCACCUCCCCAUUUUGUUUGCACACCUCAUGACGUGGCUGCCACCCCAUCACCGACCCUUUUCCUUCAGGGAUGGAGACUCGGAGUAUUCUCCACAGGACUGUGUGAAGAGCUGAGUUUUCCUCGUGAGGAAAGUCAUCCCAAAAGCUCUCACCAGGCCUGGGCAGUCAAGUUUUCUAAUGUGAAUGAUUGUUUUUCAUGGCUAUUAUUUAUUUGUGCGGUAUUUCAGUCUCAGGGCCCCAGUCGUCAUUCAGGCUCUGUUGUGCUGGGCACUGGACCAAAAGCUUGCACAAAGGGGCUCCUGGUGGAUCCUCAGGAAAGACCUGGAAAGAGUAGAGAGAAGGAAUGUCCCCUCUUCCCCUUGCUGAGGUGUAAGAAAAGCACAGCAGAUGGCAUUUUUCACUUGGUGCACGGCAAGGUGAAAAAAAUCACAUUUUUCUUAUUUUAUUACUGAUUACUGACUGUUCCUACUUACUGCCAGUCCACUGUGGGUUCAGAACUCCCCAAGACACACACCCUGCUGCAGGGUGCUUGCUUCCAGUGGGACACAGAGAGCAUGGAGCGAGCAGGAUGGGUGUGUGGGUGUGCAGAGGGGUGUGAGGUGCUCCUUGGCCCUAUUCCCAUAGGAUCCCAUCUCCUGGAUGGCAGGAGAAGGCUCUGUGCAGAUGUCAGGGGUGUAGCACCUCCUCUGUGCUGGGCAAUAAUUCCUACCAUCUGAUGGCCCCAUUUCCAUGGCACUGCUGCUCCAGCUUGGCAGAUUCUUGCAAUAUUUUUGAGGGGAGAAGCAGACAGCCUGUCUGUGGAUUUGAGCCGACAGAGCAGAGGUCUGUUUUCUUAAUUUAAUGAAGGCCUGGAAAGUGACCCCAUGGAUCUUUUCCUUCUCUCAGUCAUCCCCAGACCAGAGGCUGUCAAACCCUGCUCCAGCCAAGGGUGGUGGGUGGGUUUGAUACAUCAGAAAGCUGCUGAUAAAGACUUUGUGUGACAUGGUGUAAACGAGGUAGAAUGAACUCUAAAGCCAAGCACAAUGUGUUUGGAACAAGAUAAAAAAAAAAAGUCUGGCUGGAUAUUAAAAAUCACUGUCCAUUAAUUAAGCAGGAGACAGCUUUUUGAGGCUUUUUGCAAGGAUGAUGUGCAAGGCAGUAGGACAAGUAGGUUUAGGAUUAAGAAAGAGGUGGUAACCAUGCUGGGUUUAUUCUGGAGGUGUGCUCCUGCAAUCUUUAUGUUCAGCAGGGAAACCUGCCUCUUUCAGUGCCUGCUUGGUCAGCAGCAGAACCCUCUGUGGAAGGCAAAUCCCAUCUCCAGUUAAAUUUCCAUGAGGAAUGGCCAGGAAGAGCUGCAGUGACCUGGAAUUCCUGGCUGUCCUCUGGCCCUGCAAGGACCCCUGAGGACACUGUUGAGGCACAGGAGGCCCCUCAUGGGACACAAGGGACAGAAAGGUCUGCCCUUGGCAGUUUGACACAAACUUUUGCCACUUGCUCGAAAGUGGGAGAGGUGAGAGACCCCUGGAAGAUGCUCCAGGUUUGCCAUGAUUUCUCCAAGGACACCAGAUCAUGCAGGAGCUCAGUGUCCCAGAGAUUUAUGGCAAGCCAGGCACAGUGGAACAGGUCUGGGGAACCUGUGCAAGGAAUGGGUCACCAAAACUGAUGCCUUGGAGUGGCUGCCAAGACCACAGGCUGGACAGAGUUAAGAGGAUAAAGGAGAUAUUUAUUAAAGGCCUCCAACAGAUGCACCUUGGGCCCCUCACAGAGGCCACACCCAGCAUGGACAAUGGCCAUGAGUUUUUCAGAUAAUUAUAAUUUUGAUCCAUUUACAUAUCAGGGGUUAAUCCUCCAGUUACAACUUCAGGCAAUGCAGUCACAUUCCCCCAGUUUGCUCCCCCAUAAUUCACUUUUAUUUGUACUUUUCAGGGCCUGAGGCAGUGAGGUGCCUUUGGAUCACCCAAAGGGAUUGUUCUGUUUAACUAAAAUGUGAAGAGAGUUAACCACACUGUACAUGGAGUUCAGAGCUAUUCACCAGUACAGCAGUACAGGAUCUGGAAGACAUAAAAGCUAAAAUCUUAAAGCAUCAGCCUGUGGUCCCAGUUUUACCCAGUGACCCCACUCAGCCCCAAACAAUCAGAACAAGUGUUGCAGGUGGUGAAGAGAGGCCACCUUGUCUGGCCCUGCCUUCCUCCUUUCCCCCCUCCUCUUGCCUGCACGUGCAGAAAGCAUCCCAGAUCUGCCCAGGAUGCCCAGAGCCAGCAGCAGGAGGCUUAAGCAGUCAUGGCUUUCAAAGAGAAGGCAGAAGGCCAGACUCAAGGUACUUCUCUCCAGACAGACCUGAGUGGGCUUGGGUGGUGCUGACCUCUGGUGCCAGCUGAGGCACCCCAGACAAGGCUCUGCAGCACCCUGGGGAGGCUCACAGAGACAGCCAGGCCAGGGGACACAGCAGGAACCAGAUGUUUGUGUCGAGGAAUGGGAGUGGGGACAACCCCCAGGCUCUCCUGGUGGCUACAAAGCCUGGUCCUGCUCAGAUUCCUGUGACUCCAUCUCUCCACAAGGUCCUCCAGCAGCCUUGGUCCUUUCAUUUCACAUCAGAACUCACUUCAAAGUGGCCAACACCCUGUAAACCCAAGCUCCUUUCUCUCCUCCACCCACCUGGGGAAUUGCCUGGAGCAGGGCACACCUGGAGAUGCCAUUUCUGCCUGGAAUCAGGCUGGCUGGUGCAGGGGAAGUGUUUUCCCCAUUAAAUCGGUGCCAGGCAAGGCUCUCCAUUGGGAACAGCAUCCCAGAACACAGAGGGGAGCAAAAGUAUUGUCUGAGGCAUGUGAGUCUGCCAUGGUUAUUUUUGUUGCUGCUCUUGCAGUUUGUCUCUCUGGAAGGAAAGCAGACUAGUUAUUUAAAGUAAAAUUCUAUUUUUCUUAAACAAGAAAACGGCACCAGCUGCUUCUUUUAUGGAAAUGCCGUUCUGAAGUGAAUCAAAAUAAGCAGCUUGUAGCUCUACCCCUUAAACCAGGGGCUGAUCAAGGGAACAAUGACUGAGCCAAAGCUUUGGAAAGAGCUGAGUGGUGACUAAUCCUCACCAAGGGCAAAUAUCCUAUCCUUGAUUCAUCUCUUUCUGGUGUGAAAGGGAUAUUCACAACCCACAAACCCAUUUCCCCUCUCCACAAGCACACACCCCCAAAAUUUUCCUCCUGUUAAAGUGUUAAAGUGUGCCAUCACAUGAAGAGUGGGGAAAAAAAAUUGGUUCACACAGUUCUUUUUAUUCUGUUUGCUGGCACAUAUCCAGUCAGCUCCCAGGUAGUUUGAUGGCAGAAGGGAAAAAGAGUUUACAAAUUUCCUUUCCAUUUUCUAUGAGCUUCAGGUGGUGUUAACUCCAGGAUCAGACGCAGAACUCUGACCUGUCUAAAGUUUCUCCUGCUUUGGUCCAUCAGCCAGGCUUGGGAUGAUUUCCAUCACUUUUAGGGGACUCAUUAAUGCACCAAGGGGUCUCUGUUGUCCGUGCUGGGGAGGUGUGAAGGGCAAAGCCUUGCCAGUCUAAGCAGGGGAGGGGGAAGUUGCUGUGUGUGUCUGGGGGUGUGGGUGGAUGAGAGUGCAUGUGACUUCAUCUGUAUCUUAUUUAGUGUCCUCUACUAGAGCAGCUUUUCUGAGACAUAGAUGUGCAUGUUAAAAUAGGAGAAUUAGGCAUAAAUGACAUAAACUGAGAUCUUUAGCCAGUGUUGUGUUUGCCUCGUGUAUAAGUCUGAGUAGUAGUAAGAGACGUAAAACUCUGCUAGGCUUCCAGUUACCCCUAAGAGCACAUGUAUCAAACUGAACUGAAUGUUCACUGAUAGACACAAAACCAAAAUGUUUACAGCAUUCAGAGCAAUAGCAAAGCAUACCUCAUGCCAGUCCUGGAGUGCCUCUCACCCCUCAGUGCAAGCUCUCCCCUCCCUGGAGGCCUCUGGCUUCUCCCUCCAAACUCCUCUCUCCUUCUCUGUCCCAUCCUGGUUGUCUUCCCUCCUCUUCCUCCUCCUUGAAGCACUCCAAACCUUCCUGUCCACCAGCACUGUUUGUCCUCAUUUGUCUGAGCCUGGGACUGCCCUAACCUCCCCCAGUUUGCCUCUCCUCCAUCCCCAUCCAUCCAUCCCUCCUCUCCUCUUUGCCUUUCCCUUCCCCAGACAUGUCUCUGGUCAUGCCAUCUCCCUCCCACACGCCUCCUACUGCCACUGUAAAGCGCCUACGAGCUCUUCCUUGCCUGUUAUAUAAGAACAAAACGUUUCACAUCAUUUCUGCAUUAUCUUUCAUCCCUGGGGCUGCUGCAGUUGUCUCCUUCCUUGGUGCUGUGCUCUCUCUCCGCCAUCGUAGCAUUAUAUCCCAGAACUGGAAUUAAAGUUCAUUUUGCUGCUAGACCAGAAUGCUUCUCUCUCCCACGAACCCCUUGGGCUUUGCAGAGGCUCAUCCUGUCCCCAAGUCUUUUGUCUUCCUUCUUUUUUCUCCUCCUUCCAUGCACGCUGCACAUGCAGUGCUUGUGGCAGGGGCUGGCUAGGGUAGAGGGCGGCCGUGCCGGGGUCACUCCCAGCUGGGCACCCCCGUGGCCCUCUGGUUUAUAAAAAUAGUCUCAAUAAAGGUGUGUGGGUUGUAUUUGCUCGUCAAAGUCAGUCAUUGUGCUCUGUGCCUCCUCCUGGCUUUACAGGAGGAUGUGUCUCUAAUCUGGGACUGCGGUGAACUCAGCGGGAGUUCAGGGAACUGAGGCCGUGGGAGGGAGGUGGCAGAGGGGGAUGAGCUUGUCACCAAAAACAUCCACCAUUCCUGGCAAAAAGACACAGGAGAAAAGGCAGUGCCUGCUUCUGGAGGGAGCAGGGAGCUUUGGGGACCAGCUGUGCUGUGAAUUGUUUGUCUCAAGUGGCCCCACACCUCCCCAGUUUGCCUCACGUGCUGCGUGCCCCAGGCUGGCUCUGAAACACGAUGAGGAGCUGCUCAGCUUUGCAUUUCCAGUGUAGAUAACAUCCUGAGAGAAAUGUCUUCAUGUUGCUCUGUCAGUGCCUGCAGCCACCAGCUGGAAAAAGCAGUGAGGGGAAGGAAGAACCUUCUGCUGGUUUUACUCCUGACCUCUGUGGGACUCCUGGCAAGGAGGAGAGCAGGGUACAAGCACACCCUGGGGUAGAUCCCCCUUCCUUAAGAACCACAACUGAAGAUCUCAUCUUCUUAUAACCUCUCCCCCCAGUCCCUCUAUGAAUUACCCAAAUCAGAGCUCAGAUUUGUCCUUAAGCUCCUUGGCACCUCCACUGUGUGUGCCCUUGAUGACCUGACUGCAAGCCCAAGCGCCCAGUAAGGCUGCUCAAAACAACAAAGAUGUCUUGUUCCUCUGGAAAUGAACUCGUGGGUGGCUCAGUGAACUCAGAAGUGAGCCACCAGGUAAAUGGAGCAGCUCCAAAGUGCUUCCCUCUGCCACGUUUUUAUUUCCAUGAGAUGCUGCUGCUGUCGCCUUGGCGGUGUCCGGGCGCUGCUGCCGUGGGGAGACACCAGCAGGAGCACUUUGGGCAGGCCACAGGCUGCUCAGUCUGACCCUUUCCCACUCAGGGGAAGGCAUGGGCUGGGCUCCCCAGGUUCCCCCUGCAUCAGCUGCUUGUUUGUUCCCUUCCCUGGGAGGCUGGAGGAGCUCCUCAGCCACACCAGCAAUCCCACUGGUGUUGAUACCCAGAGUCUCAUCACCACGUUGUGCAGUGUGACCCCUGCUCUGUACAGACACCCUGAGGAUGUAAUAAACAGCCUGAGACUA